Molecule: messenger RNA, 531 nt
Organism: Theobroma cacao (cacao)
Lineage: Eukaryota; Viridiplantae; Streptophyta; Magnoliopsida; Malvales; Malvaceae
Product: Pollen Ole e 1 allergen and extensin family protein
Cellular component (GO): cell periphery
Source: RefSeq, a predicted model, not a curated record
AUGGCUACGGUGGCGUUGAUGUUAAUUGCAGCCUCACUUUUGAUGGGAUGCAGCACUCAAACAAAAGCCACGGUGGUUCCUGCCCUCCAGGUUAUAAAUUUGAGUGGGAAAGUCUUGUGCCAGGACUGCACCAAGGGCUAUGGGGAAUGGGCUCAAGGUAGCCAACCCAUCAAAGGCUGCAAGGUAUCAGUGACAUGCAUGGAUGACAGAAGCAGAAUCAUGUAUUAUGGAAGUGAUGAAACCGAUGAGCAAGGGCAAUUCAACAUGGUUGUGAACAAAUUCAUCAACGGGAAAGAAUUGCAGGCAAAAUCAUGCUUGGUAAGGCUGGUUUCUUCCCCACAUCCUACUUGCAACAUUCCCAGCAACUUCGCCGGAGGACAGAGAGGAGUAAAGCUCCCAAUUAGACCUACUGUUGUCUAUCGUGAUUUGGUUCAAUAUCAACUUGACACCUUCUUCUACACUACCCCAAGGUGUGACAAACCAGCAGACACCCAUGAUUCCUUUGAAUGCCAUGGAAACAAUAAUUACUAA